AGUCGCCCAUGUCACAUCGAAGACGUUGUUUCGCUCGGUCUUGUGCAGCGCGAAUUAAUCAAAUCGAACAGCCUUAAGUAGGAAUAUAAAAUAUUUUAUGUUUUAAUUGUCAACGAUUUUAGUACGGUUGAUUGUAAAUUAUGCCAACAGCUCGAGAAACAUUCUUUAGCGCAGAUGGCGGCACUGCCGGCAUAGGUCUGGGCAUUGAGAUUGGCGAUACCAGCGCAUCUCAAGCGGGACGUGGUGUCUAUAAUGCCACCACUGUGCCCAUGACAAGUGCCAGCAGCUGGCGCAAUGGACAGACCAACGCUGCCACAAAAUCCACAAGCAGCGUGCUUGCCACGCCCACAAGUUCGCCUGCCGUUGCUAGCAAGCAACCGCCACUGCAAGCUGUAUCAGAGGCAGAGGCAGAGGGUGAACCUGAGGAGGAGUUUAAUUUAGAUUUGGAUGCACUCUCUAAUCUGCCUGCACGCGAGUCUGUGGACAUGGAGUUCAAAGAGCUUUCGCUAACGGUUAAAUUAGGCUUUAAUCGAGGUGAAAAGGAGAUUUUGCACAAUGUGUGCGGCAAAUUCCCAGGCAGCCAGCUUAUUGCUAUUAUGGGCCCAUCUGGAGCUGGCAAAUCCACACUGCUUGAUGCUUUAUCGGGUUUUAAAACAACUGGAGUAGAUGGAUCCAUACUGCUCAAUGGCAGAAGACGUGAUUUGCCUUCAUUCCGUCGCAUGUCCUGCUAUAUAACACAGGACGAUCGUCUGCAGCCUUUGCUUACAGUUAGCGAGAAUAUGCAUAUAGCAGCUGAUUUAAAAUUGGGUGAAAAUGUUAGCUACGAGGAAAAGGAGAGCAGGAUUGAAGAUAUUUUACUACUGCUGGGUCUUUAUGAGCACGAUCAGACGCUAACCAUGCGACUGUCCGGUGGUCAAAAGAAGAGGCUAUCAAUUGCCAUGGAAUUAAUAAAUAAUCCCACUGUGAUGUUUCUAGACGAGCCCACAACAGGCUUGGAUAGCAGUUCCUGCACCAAGGUAUUGGAGUUGCUGAAGCGUCUAACAACCCAAGGUCGCACCAUUAUCUGCACCAUACAUCAGCCCACAGCAAAAUUGUUCCAAAUUUUCGAUCAGGUCUAUGUGCUCUCUGCUGGCAAUUGUGUCUACCAGGGCGGCACCCAAAAGCUGGUGCCCUUUUUGCAUUCCGUCGAGCUGCCCUGUCCCAUGUAUCACAAUCCCGCCGAUUACAUUAUUGAGCUAGCCUGUGGUGAAUAUGGCUUUGACAAGAUCGACACACUCAAGGCUGCUACGGAAAAUGGCAAUUGCUUAACGUGGUUCAACAAUCCACGUGCUGUGCUGCGAUCUGAGGCGCUUAUGCGUAAAUAUCCCAUACCGAAACGCACUAAGAAUGUUUCGCUAGAGAACACCAGUCUGACGAAUCAAUGCUCUGUGCUACUGCGACGCGGCUACAUUAAAGCAAAACGUGAUACGACAAUGACGCAUCUACGCAUCAUUGUUAACAUAGCGGUCGCGGUGCUCUACGGCGCUUUAUAUGAUCAUGCCGGAAAGGAGGGCUCGCGCGUGCUGGACAAUUAUAAUCUGCUGUUUGCCAUAUUAAUGCAUCAUACGAUGACUACAAUGAUGUUGACCGUGCUGACAUUUCCCAUUGAGAUGACGAUUUUAAUCAAGGAACACUUUAAUCGCUGGUACUCGUUGAAAGCUUAUUACAUUGCCAUGACGCUGGUGGAUCUGCCUAUAACGAUCUUCAGCAGUUUUAUAUUCUCGGUUAUCAUAUAUCUAUGGAGCUAUCAGCCUAUGGAAUGGGUGCGCUUCUGGAUGUUCUUUGUCAUUAGUUUGCUCAUAGUUUUCGUUGGUCAAAGCUUCGGUCUUAUAAUUGGUGCCUGGUUCAGCGUAACCAACGGCACCUUCCUGGCGCCCGUGCUUACCAUUCCCAUGAUGAUGUUUGCUGGCUUUGGUGUAACCUUGCGUGAUUUGCCCAGUUACUUAAGAUGGGGCAGUCAUAUAUCGCAUUUGCGAUAUGGCCUGGAAGGAUUUAUAGCGGCCAUCUAUGGCAUGGAUCGUAAGGUGUUGGAGUGCAAUGAGCCCUACUGCCAUUAUAGAUACCCAAAGAAAUUCCUGGAGGAGAUUUCCAUGACUGGCGAUCAAUUCUGGAAAGAUUUAAUUGCGCUUUGCUCAAUGAUGGUGCUACUACGUGUGGGCGCUUACAUAGUGCUCCAAGCCAAGAUCAAGUCCGUCAGAUGAGCUUGCCAGCUGACGCAAAUCUUGCCCUUACACCCUUGUAUUAUAUAUAAAUUGUUGAACAUUAGAUGUUUAGUGUUAAUUUUACUAAAUUAAUUAUUGUACAUUAAAAA
Messenger RNA from Drosophila busckii, 2350 nucleotides. Its product is annotated as ATP-binding cassette sub-family G member 4. The transcript is spliced from 9 exons. Lineage: Eukaryota; Metazoa; Arthropoda; Insecta; Diptera; Drosophilidae. Gene Ontology annotation, cellular component: plasma membrane. Gene Ontology annotation, molecular function: ATP hydrolysis activity; ATP binding; ABC-type transporter activity. Bases 141 to 2240 code for a protein of 699 amino acids. The record is from RefSeq and is a predicted model, not a curated record.